Messenger RNA from Dioszegia hungarica, 1098 nucleotides. RefSeq lists its product as uncharacterized. The transcript has 2 exons. The annotation marks the transcript as partial. Gene Ontology annotation, biological process: establishment or maintenance of actin cytoskeleton polarity. Lineage: Eukaryota; Fungi; Basidiomycota; Tremellomycetes; Tremellales; Bulleribasidiaceae. Gene Ontology annotation, molecular function: protein binding. The record is from RefSeq and is a predicted model, not a curated record. Gene Ontology annotation, cellular component: microtubule cytoskeleton; cell tip.
AUGGAGGGAGAGGUGACGCCGGAGCAGCAGCGGUUCUAUGAGCAGCAGCAGCGGCAGAGCCAGAUAUACCUGCAACACCAGCAGGCGAAUGGGGGUGGGCCUAUACUGGGGCAAGGGACGCCGGGAAGUAAGCGCGGGAGCACAAGAGGGGAGGAUACGGACGAUGAGGAUAUGUACUCGGACGACGAGAGCUCAGCGGCUAGUAUACCGGAUGAGAAUAUAGAUCCUGGGUUGACUUAUGCUCUGCAUACCUUCCUUGCUACGGUGGAAGGACAGGCAUCGGUGGUCAAGGGCGACUCAUUGCUGUUACUCGACGAUACCAACGCGUACUGGUGGCUCGUCCGCGUCUUGAAGACCGAGGACGUCGGAUACAUCCCCGCGGAGAACAUCGAAACUCCCUACGAACGUCUCGCUCGGCUCAACAAACAUCGGAAUGUCGAUCUCGCCCACCCCACUAUGCUGGAGAAGGCGGAAGGCGAGGCACAAGGGCGUGAGAGGAUGAAGGCCGGUCUGGCAGCUGCGGCGUUGAUGAAGAAGGGAGGCAAGUCGGAUCGGUCCGGAUCAAGCGGAAGUGAUGGACCAAGGAGGGUCAUUUUUGCUCCUCCGACGUACGUCGAGCCCUCUAUCCGUACAUGGAGCUCGGACGAGGAGGGUGAAAGUGGGGAUGAUGAGGACGAGGAUGAUGACGAAGAGGAAGAGGAGGUGGUGGAUAUAGUGGAGCCAAAUCGUCAGGGGAAGAUGGCGGAUAUGGAACCGGAUGAUGGGGUAGAGUGGGCGGACGGAGCCGGCCAGGACGCCCAACGGCGAGUCAUGGAGACCAAUCAAGCGCAGCAAGCUCGGCCGCAGUCUGCAGCCCAGCCGGUCCAGGCAAAAAGCAACAAUCCGUUCGCACCUCGUUCAUCGGAGCCCCUUGUCCAGACAGAGCAGCGUGCCGCUCUCGACCCCGCACAGGCUACAGGCGAGACUAGGCGGAUCACCGCCACUCCCGCUCUCGCGCAAAGCGGCCAAUCCAACGUCCUCCUCCCUAGCGCAGUCGUCGCCAAUGGUCAGCGCAACGUCUCGGCGCAGUCCGGUACCUCGGUCAUGUCCAACGCGUCC